Molecule: messenger RNA, 3615 nt
Organism: Cladocopium goreaui
Lineage: Eukaryota; Dinophyceae; Suessiales; Symbiodiniaceae
Source: the annotation of a GenBank genome assembly
AUGGACGUCCUCUGUUCCAGCUCGUUUAGCCUGGGCAUGGAACAACGCGUUGUCUCCUCAGAAGAGGCCUUUGACGAGCUUUCUGGGGAGGCGCGAUACUUGUGCGCUGAACACAAGCUGGACAGGCACAAGCAGGAAGGAAUCCUUGCAAGCUCCUUCGAAAGUUGGGAGCCCUUCAGUCACAUCCUCGGGCUCAUCUUCAAGCAAGCGCGCUCUGACUUGGACGCAGCAAGUCUGGCAUCUGCAAAGCGGGUGGCCCCGCUUCAAGUUUUUGCCAAGCCCACUUUGGUCGACUUGGCUUGCGCCAACAAGGAGGACCGCCGCAGCGGACAGCAUAUAGCUGAAACUCUUCGAGACCACUUCGCCUUUUUGAGUGCAGAUUCUGCGACGGUCCUCCUGAUGUUCCUGCUCCAGAGCCUGGGCUCCGACGCUGGAGUAGCUGCUGCUGCCCUUAGCGCUGGGGUUCGUGAGGAGAACCUCUACGAGAUGCAAAGGCUGCUGGCGCUUGAUCCAUCAGGUUGGAAGAGGCUACGGGGACCAGCCAGUGCAUUGCGCAAGCUGACGGAGCUUAUGACGGAUGACGUCGUACCGAGCUGCAUGGUGCGCACUGUGCAUGGGGAGUUUGUUCCCUGGAGAUCUUAUCAAUGGGCGUGUCGGAGCGUCGUGCGGGCCACAGCGCGCGCUGGCUUUUUGAUCUUGCAACCGGAUCACUGCGCCAUUGAUAAGGGCAGUUGGACCCUCUCCAGUGAAUUAUCUCUUGAGUGUUGCAGUGUUGCCGAUGGAGAGGACCGAUGCUGCAAAGCCCACACCGAAGGCAAAGUGCCAAAAGCCAAGAAGACGGCUGAUGAGCCGUCUCAUGGCUAUAGUUCAUAUGUGUCUGGAGUGGUGCUCAGGUACGAAGUUGCGCUCAGCGGGAUACAGCGCAUGGCCUUGCACCUGCGCGCCUCUCCAGCUUGCUGCCUAUGCCUUGUGUCCAAACAUCUGUCUUCGUUGCUGACCGCUCGACACUUGCAUCACUCACCUGAACGUCGCCACGAAAAUGGUGAGGUCGCAGAGGAGAGAUACAAAAAGAACGAAGAUGCCAUGGAGGCUGGUUUGGCAGCCAGGCUGGGAGACUUGACGGUCGCAAAGACACGAAGCACGUGGACACUGGACGCCUUUCAUUUGCUGCCAAAUGCAUGGCGACCAACGUGGAAGGAUGUAGCGACUGAAGCUGCAGUCAGCAAGUCGAGCUUCCCCCUAGCGGCUGCCUCGGUGAUUGCGGGGCGGACCGUCGCCAACGUCUUGCAACCCCGAAGCGUGUGGCCGGAGGAAUGCGAGUUGCAGAAACUAUCCCAAGCCCUAGAAACCGGACCCUUGCUGGACUUGAAGGCGUGGGUUCGUCUAGCGAAUGCAUCGUCGAGUCGGGGCCGAAACACCACCGAAGUGUCCCAGUUGCCCACGAUUCUCUCGAUGCCGGAGAAGGUGCUGGCGGUGAUUUUCCUGUUAUAUGAUGUCAGUGCCAUCUCACAGAUCGAUCUGAGCAGUAUGGGUUUGGAAGAAGUCCCAGCUUCCUUACGGGCCUUUCAAGGAAUACGCAGCAUUGACCUGAGCCUUAACAGGAACUUGGUCAGCUUGGGGGCGCUGGCGGGCUUAUCGUCUCUGGAAGCCCUGCGACUCUGCGGAUGUCAGAAGUUGAGCAACAUCAAAGCCCUGAGUUUGUCGUUGCAACUGGUUGCCGUGGACUUCUCCGGCUGCGAGCUCUUGCAUGACGUGACGCCGCUGCUGGGAGGGGGAUAUGAUCCGCCAGCUGAUCGCAUGGCUUAUUUGAUUUCGACCCGCAGUCCUCAUCCCAGUCGUGUAGGCAGAGUUGACAGCCCCACAAAGCUGCGUCCGGAGAAGGAGGAGGUAGAGGAUGAUGUGCUGCUGAAGGGUCGAAAGCGAGAUGAACUUGGGGAGCAAGACCUUUGGCCUCCACCUGUGAGGCUACUGGGUCAUCCUUCGCUGCGAUGGUUGUGCUUCAGUGGUUGCAAAGCGCUUCGUGGUGGCUUGGAUCAUUUGCCUCGGUGUCCUGAGCUACGCUAUGUGGAUCUCUUUGGGUGCGAAAAUGCUGAUAGUUUCAGCUGCUUCGUUGCGAGUUCAGCCUCGAAGAUGGAGCAUUUCGUUUGGCCAAGCCUCGAGCAACUGAUGAACUUCAUCCACCGAGUUGCAUUGCCUGAUGAACGGAGCUGGGAACUGAUGCAUGCAGCUGUGACCAGCGUGGAAGAAAAGAAACGCAUCGCCGAGAACAACGAGGGGCCAGAAAGGCCAGAAAGGAUCUUGCUUCCAAUGCAGAAGCUGGUUCGGAAUGCGGCCAGGGAGGCGGCCUUGAAGGCAGCGCAGGAGAUGGGGCUGAGGGAGGUGCGUCCUCCCAAGCCGCCACGAUCCAAGUUCCCCGAGGUGAUGCCUGACACAGAUGACGAAGCGGAGGGAUCUGUGGAAGGGUCUGAACAUGAAGAGGUGCAAGAACGCGGCAAUGUUGAGCAGUGCAUCCGGCCUUUUGCCUUCGUUCGAAAGUUGAAGGCCGAAGGAUUUCGCCCUGGCGCUGCGUUGCCAGGCACUCGGCUCUUCACAAUCUUAGACCGAGAUCGAGAUGGUGUCCUCUCCAAGAAGGAUUUUUCUUUGCUCGAUGUGGAUUUCGCAGGACCAGAAAAUGUCAACGAUGCCAUCGGGCGGUUGCUGCAGAGACAUGACAUGGUGCAUGACGUUGUUGCCAGAGAUUUGGCGGGCAACCAGAACAAGUUGGAGAAGAAGCGCCUGGUGGAAUGCAUGGUGAUUGCCGGUGUUGAGGAAGAGUUGGCAGGGAACACUGCAAGGUGCCUGAUCCAUUGCGCCCGGUCCAUGUUCCGAUGCGCCUUGGGCAGACCCGACGCGUGCAAGGUGGCCAUUCAACACAGCCUGGGAGCCAGCGUCGUGGUUUAUACCUUGGAGCUCCUGUCAAGCUUGCAGAAGUUUCUGGAGGAGAAGAUGAAAAAUCUGAAGAAAGCCUUCCGCAGCCUGGACGUCACUGAACGCGGGCGCCUGACCUUCGAGGACUUUGAGUCCGGCCUAAAGCAGUUGGAAUGGCGCGAAGCUUCCACCUCUGGGCUUCUUGAGGUCAUCUUUCGCAUUCUAGAUCGUGACGGCACUGGUGCGAUCUUGGAGAAGGACUUCUCUGUGUUCCAAGACUUUGACAAAGAUAAGAUGUUGGAGUCCAUGGUGCGCGUGGGAAGAUCCUUGGUGAAGUUUCCCAGGGAAUGUCCAAAGCGCUUUGCCGAGGUGAAGCUGGACCUGCGGACCUAUGAUGCGGGACAACGUGCCAGCAUGAGCCGCAACUCCUUCGUAUCAGCCUGGAAGGAAUUUGGCUCCAAAACAGAGGAGGCAGAUGCCAAGAUGGUCUUUGGUCAGACUCUCAGAUGUAUAGCAGAAACAAUUUCUGCUGGUGCUGCAGCGCUUGCUGUAUCGUGUUGUGAUAUCAUGGAUGAUCUUGAGUAUCUUGAGUAUCUUGAGCUAGCUACCACUAAAUCGACAUGGAAAAUGCUGAUUUCUUUGUGGACACCAAACUGCAAAGUUGAGACCAUGGAUGAGUUGUCGCGUCCCUUGAAGGUCAGAUCAUAG